Phymastichus coffea is the source of this 1569-nucleotide messenger RNA. Its product is annotated as eukaryotic translation initiation factor 2-alpha kinase 1-like. The coding region runs from base 1 to 1455 and encodes 484 amino acids. The transcript is spliced from 7 exons. Gene Ontology annotation, biological process: protein phosphorylation. Gene Ontology annotation, molecular function: protein kinase activity; ATP binding. NCBI's taxonomy places the organism in Eukaryota, Metazoa, Arthropoda, Insecta, Hymenoptera, Eulophidae. The record is from RefSeq and is a predicted model, not a curated record.
AUGGAAAUAGGAUCGUCUGAAAAACGUUCAAUGUCGCCGGAAAUGUUUUUAGCAUCACCGGUUGACCGCUUAAAAAAAUUUAAGAAAAAAAAGUCUCUUUCCAAAUCACGCAACGAAAAAAAUAAAAAAGUAUAUGAAGCUUUCAAGAAUAAACUUCAAAAGAUACUUCCUGCUGUUUUCAAAAAAGACGUUGGUCGUGGAAAUUAUAUUUUCGAAUUGUUUUGCGAUAUAAUUCGCAUGAAUAAUUUGAUUGAUACUUGUGAUGAUAUGGGGUCUUUAGACUUUAUUAUGACUCAGCAACGUAUCUCACGCGCUUUGGAUAAUUUCUUCAGUAUCCGAGGAAUUUUAACCAUUAAAGACAAUGACACUACCACUGCAAGAUACUUGGAGAAUUACAUGACUCUUUAUCGGUGUCAAUUUCAAGAAUUGUCGUGGAUUGGAAGAGGAGGCUUUGGUUGCGUUGUGAAAGCUAAACAUUAUCUCGAUGGUCUAGAUUAUGCUAUAAAAAAAGUAUAUAUUGAACAACAGCGUUCCGAAGAAAUCGUUAAAUGUCUGGAGGAAGUUAAAAUUUUGGCUCAAUUGAAUCAUCCCAAUGUCGUUGCUUACAAACAAGCAUGGAUUGAACCUUGCAAUGAUACUGAUUUAUUUGAACUUUCUCAGUCGUCUCAAUCGGGUAGUCAGACUGGCACUGAUUAUUAUAACACCAUUCGAAAAGACAUUGGAUUUCUUAAUAUACUUAGUACGAAAAACGGUCUUCCCGAUAAGGCGAUGCAAGUUGAUGAAGCUUCCCAAAAUUCACAAGAGAAUGAGUCUCGAGUAGUUUUAUACAUUCAGAUGAGCUUAUGUCAUCAAAAUCUUCGCGAAUGGAUGGAUGGGCGAGAAGAAUUUUCCACAUCAUCAGAAAUUGAAGAAAUAAUGAUUCAAAUACUUAGCGGUCUAAAGUACAUCCACAAUCGCGGAGUAAUUCAUCAUGAUAUUAAACCUCAAAACAUCUUCAUUUCUGUGGAGUCAGGAAAAAUUUCUGUUCAAUUAGGUGAUUUUGGGUUAGCUUGCGAGUGUCAAAAAAUUGAGCACAGUCAAGAAAUCGGGACGAGGUUGUAUGUGGCUCCGGAACAACUUAAAAAAAAAUGUGAUCCGAAGAGCGAUAUAUAUAGCUGUGGAAUUGUGCUUUUUGAGGUCGUUUAUCCAAUGCAAACAGAAAUGGAACGACAUUUAAAAAUUCAAGAGUUGAAAAAAGGUCAAGUACCAUCUGAAGUUAUAGAACGUUAUCCGUUUUGGAUGAGUAUACUAAAAAAAGCUACUCAGGACCAUUCAAAUUUGCGACUAUCAGCAGGUGAACUACUGGACAUGAUAAAUUUUAAAGAUAGUCUGAAAGUAACAAAGUUAAAAGAGGAAAAUAAAAGACUGAAAGAAGAAAAUAAUUUACUGAAAGCUAAGUUCGGCAGUUACUUUUGAAUUUAAAAAACUAACUUUUGUCAUUAUUUUGCCGAAUGUGACGGUUUUUUAAAGAGUUUAUCAUUGUCUUCCCAUUUGGAAAUAAGGAAAUAUUCAUUGCUAUAUUCUUUACAA